GACCUAAGAUAAGAACCGUGGUAGUCCGCUUGUUCCCAUCACUCUUUGAAAGCAAUUUGUUUGAAUGCACCAUAAAAUGUGCAACUGAAAGAAAAGCAUUACAUGGCACUCAUCUGUUCGAAAAAUGAACGUCAAUGAGCGAGUCAACAUCAGUGAUGACUUUGAUUUAUUUUGUCAAAUCGCUCAACCUUCAUCAAGAGAAAGCUUGUACCCUAGUGAUUAUCCGAGGAAUGUUCGCUCACAAAGACGCGAAAGCUGUGCUGAUCAUUCUGUAAAUUAUCCCAAGCGGAGUGAGAAGCGUUCGUCCAGCUUCCGUGAAAUACGUCAUCCCGCGCAGACACCACAAAACAUGUCUGGUGCAAGUCUUAUCACAGCAAGGUCUCCCGCACGCUCAGACAAUAUGCACUCCCCAGCAUCAUUACACGUUAGCCGAGACAACCCGCAGACAUCUUACAGACUUAGCCCAAAAUCACUCUCCACACUGGACACUGUCAAGUUGUCACCAAAGCCUGGCACUUCAACGGCUGGAAGAGGCGAAGACUGUCGACGACCACCAAAUGUCCUGCUAGAUCGAGCACGUGCGGGGUCAAUGAAAGAAACGGCAAGAAAACAUUCUACAGCAAAGUCAGUUUACCGUCCUUCUGCUCCAGCUGUUUAUUCUACGUCUCUGGUACCAAAUUUUGAUAACGAUCCUCACUCGCCAAGCCGUAUUUCUAGUAAAUCGGCGGAGGAAGGUUUGGUAAAAGUUCGUAGCUUUCAACGUAAGAAGGAUGGUAAAAUCAUCCGUAAAGGUGACAAAAACCUUCCACAAAUGGAAAUCUAUGGUCCUGCAGAUAGGUACCGAGGUUUAACGCUUGAUGGUAGAAAAAGUAUCCAAGGUCAUCCUACUAUACUUACAGAUGAAGCAAGUGACAGAUCAGACUUUUCCGAAGGUGAAGGUGAUGUGCUCGAAAUCCCGGCGAUAACAACUACCCUUGUACACCCUUCCGGGAAUGACGUAAAUCAAGAACCAGCUCAAGCUGCUUACAAUGAACAAACGGCACUUUCUCCUAAUUCACUUACACCCGGAUUUCGUAGCAGAUCAAGGUCUUGGGCAGUUGUUUCAGACUCUGGGACCGAAUCUCCUUACUCGCACUCAUCACCCCCGACUGAGCUAAUCUCGCCCAACGAACUUCUAACUGUGCAAGUGCUGGGCACCGACAGAGUUGGAAAAACAAGUUUGUGUCUGCAAUUUCAAACCUCUGAAUCACUGGAUGUAACAGUCGAUAACACUGCAGAAGACGAACGGAUGAGAACCAUCACGGUCGAAGUGAACAAUCACAAGUUUAAUCUACAGCUAUAUGAUACAAACUUGAUGCAGGAGGAACUAAUAUGCAAUGAAGACUCUUCCGUGAUCGAAUCCGCUGACGCCUAUGUCGUGGUGUACGCGAUCGAUGACCGUUCCUCUUUCUUGACUGCCCGCUCAAUUGUGAGCUUUCUGUUGGGAAAAUGCAAGCGGUCGAGUGCUAUCGUAUUGGCUGCGAACAAGUCCGACCUUGUGCGCACUCGUGCUGUCUCGGUCGAUGAGGGAAAAAAUUUGGCCGCCGUAUAUUCCUGUCCAUUUUACGAAAUCUCAACUUCACUGAACCACCGCGUUGAUGAAGUUCUAGUUGGAAUUAUCGUGGCCAUCCAAGAACGCCGUCUAGAAGUAAACCGGGAAAGGAACCGACUGGAGCGAAUGGCAAGUAUCAAUAAACGUGGUUCACUCAGUUCACCAGGACAUCGAAUGUCAUUUGGUACCAUGAAAUCCCCAUCCAGCGGCUUUGUCAGAUUUUUUCAGAGAUAUUUUCUUAAGAAAGACAAACGUCCAAGCGCCGUACUGUGAUUUAAAUUUUAUGUACAUGGAUACGUUUAAUAGUUUCUGUAAUUCAGCUGACCAAUGCGUAUUGUGAUUUGCUCCGUACGGAUAACUUGCUUCGCAUAGUCAUUACCAUAUACUGACAACGUUCCAUUUCAAAUUUUCUGUCAAUUUCUUAGUCAGCACUGAAACAGUGCUUUCGGAAGCCACGUUGAUGUUACAUUUCCAUGUCCCAUUUUACCUUGAACUUGCACUUUCCUACAAAUAAGUACAAUUGCUUAUGGUUUUAUUAUUUUUGACUUGAGAGCUACCGGUAACUAUCGAACAUUUUCUGACGGUUUGAAACAGCAUGAAAUUACCAUACGUUCUGUAACUCUCUUUGAAUUUAAAUUGCUUGCUGGUAGCAGGAAUGUUAACUUUAUG
Molecule: messenger RNA, 2260 nt
Organism: Dicrocoelium dendriticum
Lineage: Eukaryota; Metazoa; Platyhelminthes; Trematoda; Plagiorchiida; Dicrocoeliidae
Source: the annotation of a GenBank genome assembly